CCCGGAAGUGCAGCCGCUAGGUUCCAUGGGUACAGGGCGCCCAAGACGAUUCUAUGUUUCGCGUACAAACAACUUUUCCAAAUAGUACGCGUGACAGGGUACCACAUGCACAACUAAGCAGCUGCCAUGGGGAAGAAGAAAGCGCAGAAGGAUGGAAGGGCUGCGCCUAAACAGAAAGAAUGUCGGCAUAAGAAAGCAUCAAAGAGCCUGGAAGCUUUUGCUAGUGAAGUCCAUGAGGCUUUGGAUGCCAGCAUUCAGGAGGAUGGAGCAGAAGGGAGUGACACCAAGUUUAAGUUCCCUUGUGCACUUGCCAUGUGGGAACUGGGACACUGUGACCCAAAGCGAUGUACAGGCCGGAAACUUGUCCGAAAAGGCUUGGUCAGGAACCUGCGAAUUAACCAGAGGUUUAAUGGUCUCAUCCUGAGUCCAAUGGGAACCUUGUAUGUCUCUCCAGCUGACAAACAGAUCGUAGCAGACAGCGGAGUAGCUGUGAUAGACUGCUCAUGGGCUAAACUGGAUGAAACGCCAUUCACUAAAAUGAGAGGAAGCCACCCCCGACUGCUGCCUUACCUAGUAGCGGCAAACCCAGUGAAUUAUGGGCGGCCUUGCAAACUGUCCUGUGUAGAAGCCUUUGCUGCAACGUUUUGCAUUGUAGGUUUCCCAGAACUGGCCACUAUUCUCCUGAGGAAAUUCAAAUGGGGGAAAGUCUUCCUGGAGCUGAAUAAGGAUCUGCUGGAGAAGUACAGUAACUGCCAGAACAUGGAGGAAGUACUGAAUGUAGAGAAGGAGUAUCUAGCAACGGCCAGUGCUAAAGAUACUGACGAUAUUGAUCCAUUUGAUGUUGAAUCUGGAAGAGAGUUUUCCAAUCUGAAUAGAGACAUCACUUCUGAUAGAAAGGCAAAUAAUUAUGAGGAUGACACAGAUGAGGAAGAUGAUGACGAUGCUGAGGAUGGAACAGAUGAUUCUGAAAGUGAUGAAGAAGCAGGGUCAGAGGAAGAGAGUAACGAUGAAGCAGCAGCAAGUAAACCAGUAAUAUGGAAAGGAGUGAAAAAAAGACUUCGAGAUUAGAUGGUUGGAGGAUUUCUCCGUCACAGCAUGCUAUUAAGUAAUAAGGGGGUGUCAUAUCACAUAAUGAAUUGUCAUUUAUUUCCUGGCCUUGUAGGCUCAAUGAAUAAACAGCAAUUGGGUUUUACAGAUCCUUGUGGAACCCCUACAUGCCCUUCCCACAUGUUCUUACAUAAGAAGGAAAUGUAAGAUCAUUGAGCGGUGCCAGUUUGGUAACCCCCACCCCCCCCAGUGACUGAUAGCACUAAUCUCCGGCCCAAUGGAGUUCAUAUAAAACCAUUUUAUUCUGUCAAGUGACAGCGCCCCAUUCUGUUCAGUGGGCUCGGCACAUCACGCACAGGGAAAACAUUUGAGCAACUCUUCUCUGUGUGGAGCAAAUUGUUCCACUGAAGAAAAGAAAUGGUUCAAUGGAAAAUGCCUGAUUUCUUUUUUUUUUUUUUUUUUACUAAGCGUUAAUUAUCAUCAUAAAAUCUGCCUUAUAGGGUCAGGUACAUUUUUUGAGGAGACUCUUAUUUAUCAACUAAAUGCAAUGGGAGUAAUUGACAUGUUUUGUGUCAGCACAGUGUAUAUUUUGAUUAAAAUGACAUUUAUUGUAUCCUU
Xenopus tropicalis (tropical clawed frog) is the source of this 1665-nucleotide messenger RNA. RefSeq names its product TSR3, 20S rRNA accumulation, homolog (S. cerevisiae) (gene tsr3). The transcript is spliced from 7 exons. Gene Ontology annotation, biological process: enzyme-directed rRNA pseudouridine synthesis; rRNA processing. The record is from RefSeq and is a predicted model, not a curated record. The coding region runs from base 127 to 1068 and encodes 313 amino acids. Gene Ontology annotation, molecular function: transferase activity; S-adenosyl-L-methionine binding; rRNA small subunit aminocarboxypropyltransferase activity. NCBI's taxonomy places the organism in Eukaryota, Metazoa, Chordata, Amphibia, Anura, Pipidae. Gene Ontology annotation, cellular component: cytoplasm.